AUCAUGAACAUCCGCAAUGCCCGGCCAGACGACCUGAUGAACAUGCAGCACUGCAACCUCCUGUGCUUGCCCGAGAACUACCAGAUGAAGUACUAUUUGUACCACAUCCUCUCCUGGCCACAACUCUCCUACAUCGCCGAGGAUGAGGAUGGCAAGGUCGUAGGCUACGUUCUGGCCAAAAUGGAGGAGGACCCUGACGACGUCACCCAAGGACACGUCACCUCGCUGGCCGUGAAGCGCUCACACCGGCGCCUCGGCCUGGCGAAGAACCUGAUGGAGCAGGCCUCACGGGCCAUGGUGGAGAACUUCGGUGCCAGGUACGUGUCCCUGCACGUCCGGAAGAGUAAUCGGGCGGCCUUGCACCUCUACUCUCACAGCCUCAAUUUCCAAGUCAAUGUGGUGGAGCCCAGAUACUACGCAGACGGGGAGGAUGCUUAUGUGAUGAGGCGGGAUCUCUCGCAGAUGGCAUGUGAGCUGAGACGGCAGCUGGAGCUGAAGAAGGGCGGCCAUUUGCUACUGGGCUCCAGGGAGAACCAGGAGACCCAUGACGGCACAUUUCCUCAUUCCGAGAAGUCCUGCCAGCAGGAUAGCCCAGCUGCCACAGAUAGUGGCAGUGAUACCAAGGAACCCAGUGAAUCCACAGAGAGCACCGACGUCCAGGAUAGCUCAGAAGACUUGGAUUCCAUCUCCUAGAGUCUGCUUGAGCAUUGUAGGUCCUCGUAUCAGCCACAGCUACCCCUGGUGCUGGGCUGGCCUGUUCUGCUCUGCAGCAUC
Messenger RNA from Fukomys damarensis (Damara mole-rat), 774 nucleotides. RefSeq names its product N-alpha-acetyltransferase 11, NatA catalytic subunit (gene Naa11). The coding region runs from base 4 to 693 and encodes 229 amino acids. Gene Ontology annotation, biological process: N-terminal peptidyl-glutamic acid acetylation. Gene Ontology annotation, cellular component: NatA complex. Gene Ontology annotation, molecular function: protein N-terminal-serine acetyltransferase activity; protein-N-terminal-glutamate acetyltransferase activity. The transcript has 2 exons. Lineage: Eukaryota; Metazoa; Chordata; Mammalia; Rodentia; Bathyergidae. The record is from RefSeq and is a predicted model, not a curated record.